GUUAUGUGUUUUUCCUACAGAUGACGCACACACUUUGAUUCCGGUGACGAAGACAGAGAAGACCGUUUUCUGAUUCAAUCACAUGUAAAAAUGGGUUUUCUGCAUUGUCUCUUCAGAUCUCGGAGCUUCAUUAUUUUGGUUCUCUCUCUGUUUCUCACCAUUCACAGUUUCCUCCUCGUCGAAUCACAAGAACCACCUCCUAUUCUACAAUCUCCUCCGCCUCCGCCUCCGCCGCCACCUCCUCCUCCUCCUCCUCCACCACCACCUCCGCCUCCUCCUCCACCGUCACCUGUCAAUGUGACUGCUGAACCAGGCAUUUCUCCACCGCCUCCUCCAGUCACGGAGACAAUCCAGCCUGUGUCUUCUCCGCCUCCGCCAUCUCGACCACCACCGAGGUCGCAACCCCCUCCCCAUAAGAAUCAGCCACGGCGGUUUCCGCCUCCACCCAGGCCUCCGGAGAAAUCAAAGAGAGGUGGAUUAAACAGAGGGAAGACUGUGGGACUAGUCUUUGUUGGGAUAGUAGCAAUGUUGCAGGUCAUCGUUGUUGUCUUCUUGGUUUUCAAGAGAAACCAGCUUCUUAACUUGAAAGACACUAAUUGAGAUUCUAACCAUUAUUACUGGAUAUACGUUAAUCCAUUUGGCCAUCUAUUAGAGUGACGAUUAGAAAGGAGAAUGUCU
Capsella rubella is the source of this 678-nucleotide messenger RNA. RefSeq names its product leucine-rich repeat extensin-like protein 3. The transcript has a single exon. NCBI's taxonomy places the organism in Eukaryota, Viridiplantae, Streptophyta, Magnoliopsida, Brassicales, Brassicaceae. The record is from RefSeq and is a predicted model, not a curated record. Bases 91 to 600 code for a protein of 169 amino acids.